Molecule: messenger RNA, 4534 nt
Organism: Neoarius graeffei (lesser salmon catfish)
Lineage: Eukaryota; Metazoa; Chordata; Actinopteri; Siluriformes; Ariidae
Gene: sulf2b
Product: sulfatase 2b
Exons: 21
Coding region: 732-3914 (1060 amino acids)
Cellular component (GO): plasma membrane; Golgi apparatus; cell surface
Molecular function (GO): glycosaminoglycan binding; N-acetylglucosamine-6-sulfatase activity; calcium ion binding
Source: RefSeq, a predicted model, not a curated record
GCAAACAGGGAGGCAUGUUUCAACAGAUGGCUCUUGGUGUCCCAGUUCAGCCAGCGCUAUUGCUCUACUACACGUAAACCGGUUGUCCUGUCUAAGAGAAAGGAAGAUAACAAGAGAGAACGAGAGACAAAGACAGAAAAGGAGGGAGUGCAGUUUAGCUGAGGAAACUGAAACUGCAUAGACAAGAACUUCUGCUUUUCAGUUUCCUGUGUCUCAAAAGUUUUUUUUUUUUUUCUCCACCCUGUCUCCCAUUCAGUGUUCUUAUGGCAGGCGUCCUUUACAGAGUUUGGUUCAGUCUUAAGUGGGAGUGCACCAAAGGAGACAAAUAGAGAGACAGAGAGAGAGAGAGAGAGAGAGAGAGAGAGAGAGAGAGAAAAAGAAAAGUGUGGCGUGACUGGGACAUUGCUCAGUGUUGCUCCCUCAGCUUUGGGGGUUCCUCUGCAAGACAUAGGGGACAAAAAGCACCACCUGCUCCCUCUCCAGCAGUUUCCAUUGGACCUGCAGUCUGGUGUGUGAGGCCCAGAGUCUUGGCAUCUGCCAUACAAAGGAAUUCCCAUCAGCCAUUAAGGGGCCGAGCUGAGGCUUGACAGCAGAGCUGCUUAAAGUGCCACGAGGCUGCACACAGGCCGCAGAUAGACUGGUGUCCUUCUCCAUCAAGUACUUUGAAGUGAGAUAUCAGGUAGUCUGAGCAGGAGACCAGGCGUGGUACCACGGGCUAGAGGUCAGAGGUCAUGGCGAUGGUGACUGGCCAGUUGGUGGUGCUGCUGGCCAUGGUGGCAGUGGCCCAGGCCUCAGUCUUUCUCUCUGGCCAGAGACUGAAGUCUCGAUUCCAACGAGACCGCCGUAACAUUCGUCCCAACAUCAUCCUCAUCCUCACUGAUGACCAGGACAUUGAGCUGGGCUCCAUGCAGGCGAUGAAUAAGACACGGCGGAUCAUGGAGCAGGGUGGCACCCACUUUUCCAAUGCUUUUGUGACAACACCAAUGUGCUGCCCAUCACGCUCAUCCGUCCUGACGGGCAAAUACGCACACAACCACAACACGUACACGAACAACGAGAACUGCUCGUCCCCCAGCUGGCAGGCCCAGCAUGAGCCACGCACCUUUGGAGUCUAUCUCAACAACACAGGCUACAGGACAGCAUUUUUUGGGAAAUAUCUGAAUGAGUAUAAUGGCAGCUACAUUCCCCCUGGCUGGAGAGAGUGGGUGGGGAUGGUGAAGAACUCCCGUUUCUACAACUACACGCUCUGCAGGAAUGGCAUCCGCGAGAAACAUGGAUUCGAUUACUUGCAGGACUAUCUGACAGACCUGAUAACCAACGACAGCAUCAGUUACUUCCGCAUGUCCAAGAAAAUCUAUCCUCACAGGCCAGUGCUGAUGGUGCUCAGUCACGCUGCCCCUCAUGGGCCAGAGGAUGCAGCGCCGCAGUACACCACCGCCUUCCCCAACGCAUCUCAACACAUUACUCCAAGUUAUAACUACGCUCCAAGCCCAGAUAAGCACUGGAUCAUGCGCUAUACUGGUCCAAUGAAACCCAUCCACAUGGAGUUCACCAACAUGCUGCAGAGGAAGAGGCUGCAGACACUGCUGUCUGUGGAUGACAGUGUGGAGAAGAUUUAUAAUAUGCUCGUGGAGACAGGUGAGUUGGACAACACGUAUAUUAUCUACACCUCUGAUCACGGCUACCACAUCGGGCAGUUUGGACUGGUCAAGGGCAAAUCCAUGCCUUAUGAGUUUGACAUACGAGUUCCUUUCUAUAUACGAGGCCCCAGUGUGGAAGGAGGAACCAUCAACCCCCACAUUGUACUGAACAUCGACCUGGCCCCCACUAUUCUGGACAUCGCAGGGCUCGAUAUUCCACCAGACAUGGAUGGCAAGUCCAUCCUCAAACUGCUCGACACUGACAGACAUAUGAACAGGUUCCAGGUCAACAAGAAGGGGAAAGUAUGGAGGGACUCCUUCCUGGUGGAGAGAGGUAAACUACUUCAUAAAGUAGUGCAUGAUGGGAAGGAGAUGGCACAAGAAGAGAACUACCUUCCCAAAUACCAGCGAGUCAAAGACCUGUGUCAGCGUGCUGAGUACCAGACACCCUGCGAACAGAUUGGACAGAAGUGGCAGUGUGUGGAGGACUCCACUGGGAAGCUGAGGCUAUAUAAGUGCAAAGGCAUGGCCAGUCUUUCUGCACUAAGGAAACCAGUGUCCAGUGCUAAGCCCCAGUUUUAUCAACGCACUAUUAGCACCAAUGCUAAAGCUAACACAGAGCCUGACGACUGUGACUGUGACUUCAGCAGCUACAGACUUAGUACGCUGAAGAAAAAGACCUUGCUGUCCAAAAACAAACUGAAGACACUGAGAAGUUACACCAGGAACCGCUACGCUCGCUCACUUUCUGUGGAGAUAGAUGGAGCUCUAUAUGCAGUGGAUCUGGAUGGUGAAUACCAACCAGCCAGCAGCAGGAACCUGAACCACGGCCACCAGGAAGAGGAGGUGUUCAGCGGGAUGGGUCCGACUGCUGAGACGCAAACCAGCAACAGCCUGACAUUGCCUUCAUCUAUUAAAGUCACACACAGGUGUUCCAUCUUGGCCAACGAUACAGUAAAGUGCGACGUAGGACUGUACAAAUCACUGCAAGCAUGGAAAGAUCAUAAACUCCACAUCGAUCAUGAGAUCGAGACACUACAGACGAAGAUUAAGAACCUGAGAGAGGUCAGAGGUCACCUGAAGAGGGUGAGGCCUGGGGACUGUGACUGCAGCAAGUACAUCUACAAAUCCAAGUUCAAGAGUAAGCUGAGAAAAUAUAAAUCGGACAGCAUGCAUCCAUUCAGGAAAGCACAGGAGAAGGAUAAGAGGGCGUGGCUAGCGAUGGAGCAGAAGCGCAGGAAGAAGCUCAGGAAGAUGUUGAAGCGCCUGCGUAACAAUGACACAUGCAGCAUGCCAGGCCUCACCUGCUUCACGCAUGAUAACCAGCACUGGCACACUGCCCCCUACUGGUCCUUGGGACCUUUCUGCGCCUGCACCAGUGCCAACAACAACACAUACUGGUGCAUGAGGACUAUCAAUGAGACACACAACUUCCUGUUCUGCGAGUUUGCUACAGGCUUCCUGGAAUACUUUGACCUUAACACAGAUCCAUACCAGUUGAUCAAUGCUGUAAACACACUGGAUCGACACGUUCUGAACCAAAUGCACGUUCAGCUCAUGGAGCUGCGAGGCUGCAAGGGCCACAAACAGUGUAACCCCCGCAUACGCAAUAUGGACCUGGAGGGCAGAUUUGGGAAGGAUGGGAAGGAUAAGGACGAGGCAGAUAAGAGCCAGUUUCAACCCUUGUACACACUCGAUGAGCACGUCUAUGAUCUCGACCUCAACUUCACCUUGAGCCUGGAGGACUGGGCCCACUUCAGCCGCUCCGUGGACCACACGUACACGUUUCUUAGCAACCAUAACCGGCUUUGCCAACAAGACCUGAUGGGAGGGGCCAGAGGAAGAGACUGUGCCCUUGUGUCCUCUGCCAGUGGGUCAGCUUCAGUCGUCUACCUGACCACUCUGGCCACUCCUGCUUUGUUGCUGAGGGAGGCAGGGACAGAACUUCUGAAACAAGCUUUAGGAUUGAGAACGAAGCCACACCCCUCUUCCUCGGCUCCUCCCACUUCUUCUUUUUCUUCUUCUCCAUCCAGACGUUUGCUCUCCUCCGGCCCACACGAGGAAAGGGACACUUCAGAGGAAAAGGUGAAUAAGCUUUUGUGGAGUGGACGAACAGAAGAGGAGAAGAGAGAGGGGGAGGAGGAGGAGAAGGAGGAGGAGGAAGAGGACAGUGAUGAAGAUGACGAGGAAGAGGUUUUUAUUAAGAAACGGACAGGUCGACAAAGAUUCGGCACCGCCCACUGUGACUGCAGCUAUUUCCAGGUCUCCGUCUGACUUUCUGUAUGGGCCUACUGUCGUUACCUCGUUCCUCAGAGAAGACUCUUAACCUUCAACAGAAGUGUACAGAAGUUUACCUCCAGCCUACAACCAACCUCUUUCUCUCCUACCUCUCGUUCUCUCGUUCUGCCUCUUCGGUCCACAUCAGUCUUCCGCAUCAGCCACAGCCUCCAGGCUCUGUUUCUUUCCAUUCCAUCUGUCCCUCGUUUAAGUCUGUCUAUCAUGCUACAUAACUAAUAUCCCAGAGAUCAACUAGGCUUCAAAGAGUGCGCAUUUCUUCAUGGAAGAUUUGAUAGGUGAGGUUGUGGGAGUGAUGAGAAAAUUAUAAGUGAAAGAAUGUUGACGUGUUUGUAUUGUGGAUAAGUGUACAUGUAUUCUGUUGAGUUUUGUAAGUGCUGAUGGCUGUGUGUACGUCUGCCCUGCACAGCUUCAGACCAUGUGGCACAUUCCCCAGUCUCUUUCCAUAACUGCCUCAAUGUCCAACAAGCCUGUUCGACAUCCUGGCUGACCUUGAGGCCAUGCCAGUAAGAUGCUUGUUUAACCCUUAUGUUCUGUUCCAUUACAGUUGAAAUGACCUAUUUUAAAUUUCUGCAGAUAAAAAUGAUGUUACAAUACAA